This is a messenger RNA of Eufriesea mexicana, 435 nucleotides long. RefSeq lists its product as uncharacterized. The coding region runs from base 4 to 435 and encodes 143 amino acids. The transcript has 3 exons. The record is from RefSeq and is a predicted model, not a curated record. Lineage: Eukaryota; Metazoa; Arthropoda; Insecta; Hymenoptera; Apidae.
UUGAUGUGUCUCGCUAAGUAUAUCAAUUUCUUUUACAAUUACAAGCAGAUGAAGCGUCUGCUGGACAUAAUGCAAGAAGACUGGAAAAUUUAUAGAAAACUGAAGAACGAAUACGACCUGCUUUGCGAACAAUAUGCGAUAGGAAAGAAACUUACUACCGGCUUCGUAGCCUUUUUAUUCGGAUUAAUAACACCGUUCGCCUCGAUGCCAUUGCUGCUGAAUGCAGCUGACGCUUUAGGAUUCUGCAACAUCUCCGAUGAUCGACCACUAGCAUUUCGAGUGGAACAUUUCGUGGACGUGGACAAAUAUUACUAUCCUUUGUUGAUACACUCCUAUUUUGGUACACUUGCAUACACUGCGAUCGUCGUGGCUAUCAAUUCGAUAAUAGCUGUGUACGUUCUGCACGAGAGUGGACUUUGCGAGAUUUUGAGGUAA